Coregonus sp. 'balchen' is the source of this 24945-nucleotide messenger RNA. The record is from the annotation of a GenBank genome assembly. Lineage: Eukaryota; Metazoa; Chordata; Actinopteri; Salmoniformes; Salmonidae.
AUGAGUAGUGUUGAGAGUAGACCUGUAAAGCGCAGGACCACUCUAGACAAAGAGGUUAGAGUAGAAAGUUAUAAAGUUAUGGUAGUGUUCCCAGAACCAGCAAGUAAGUACUUCCACCCCUUGCAUUUGAAAAAAGCAGUUAGGGAAGAGAUUGGGGUGAUUUAAGGUUGCCAAACCGCUGGGUUGCAAAUCCUGAUCAUUGCAAAUAGUCAAAUUCAGCAGGAGAAAGUUUUGAAAUUGAACUCACUAAAUGGGGGUCUGGUAAAAUGUCACAUUCCCGGUGCUAUCUCUAAAAUGAGAGGAGUAAUUGCUGGGAUUCCAUUGGAAGGAAGUUAAGGCUUCCCUGACAGGAGGAAAAGUUAUUGAAGCAAAAAGGAUGAAAAGCAAAAAGAGUGGCAGUGGAGUGGACACUACAACUCUUACACUAUUAUUCUGUACUGUUCCACUACAACUGUUACACUAUUAUUCUGUAUUGUUACAAUUUGAGGGGAACCUGCCGAAUAGGGUGCAUCUACGAUCACUCAGUUAUCUGGUUAGAGAGUAUGUGCCGCCUCCACUUCGGUGCUUUAAGUGCCAACGGAUGGGGCAUGUUGCUAAUGUGUUAAAAGGUCAAAUGAGAUGUGGAUAGUGUGGUGGGGAUCACGGGUAUGGGAAAUGUGGUCCUGAAGCUAAAGUUAAAUGUUGUAACUGUGACGGAGAACAUAGUGCAGCAUAUGGAGGAUGUUAAGUACAACAUAAAGCCAUGGAAGCGCAGAGGUACAAAAUUACAAACAAUGUAUCCUAUGCUGAGGCUGUUCGGAAAGUGAAUAACAAACCUAGUGUUCAAAAUACUCCAGAUAAAACAUAUCGGCAGAUAGUGGCCGCUCUGAGAACGCCAGUGGAACCUCAGCCAAUUGUUAAUGUGAUAUGCGAGCAUAAAUGCUUGAUUACAGUGAAAACCAUGGUAGUAAAUCAUGUAGACUUCUUGGCCUUCAUGUGUAGGGCAAUCAAUAUGACUGCUCCACAUUUCUGAAGUUACGGUAGAAAUGAUACAUCGGAUGCUGAACCAGAAUUCAAAUGAUGAUCAGGAUAAUAAAUAGUAUUAUGGUGUGUCACACCCUGGCUCUGGGACUCUAUUUGUUGAGCCAGGGUGUGUUCAUUCUGUGUUUAUUUUCUAUGUUGGGGGUUCUAGUUUGUUGUUUUCUAUGUUUGCCUGAGUGACUCCCAAUCAGAGGCAACGAGUGUCAGCUGUUGGCUGGUUGUCUCUGAUUGGGAGCCAUAUUUAAACUGUCUGUUUUUCCCUUUGUGUUUGUGGGUUUUUGUUCCGUGUUGGUCAUUGUUACCAAGGACGUUACGAGUCGUUUGUUGUUUUGUUUCGUGCUUUAAUUUAAUAAAGUAAACAUGUUCGUUCAUCACGCUGCGCAUUGGUCUACUUCUCUCCCUGACGAUCGUGACAGAAAAACCCACCAUACAAGGACCAAGCAGCGUGUCCAGGAGCAGGCAGACUGGACAUGGGAGGAUCGGCGGCCAUGGAGUGAGACUGACGAGAGGCAACCCCCAAAAUUUUUUAGGGGGGGGCACAGGGCAUGGACGACGGGGCUGACGGAGGCAGAAAAGGGGCGUAUUCAAAAGGCCACCAGGUUACGGGGGCCACUGGUCAAAGUAGGGAAAGGAGGUUUAGAGGCACGGCGAGAGGUACUGGGGUGUGUUACCAGUCCGGUCCGGCCCGUUCCAGUUCCCGGGGUAGAGCCAGUGGUGUGUGUCCCCAGUACGGUCCGGCCUGUUACGGCCCCUCGCACCAAAUGGACGGUGCGCGUCACCAGCCCGGUCCGGCCUGUUCCUGCCUCUCGCACCAAGCCUACGGUGUGCGUCGCCAGCCCGGUCCGGCCUGUUCCUGCCCCUCGCACCAAGCCUACGGUGUGCGUCGCCAGCCCAGCUCGGCCUGUCCCUGCUCCACGCACCAAGCCUACGGUGUGCGUCGCCAGCCCAGCCCGGCCUGUCCCUGCUCCACGCACCAAGCCUACGGGGUGCGUCGCCAGCCCAGCCCGGCCUGUCCCUGCUCCACGCACCAAGCCUACGGGGUGCGUCGCCAGCCCAGCCCGGCCUGUCCCUGCUCCACGCACCAAGCCUACGGUGUGCGUCGCCAGCCCGGCCCGGCCUGUUCCUGCCACUCGCACCAAGUCUACGGUGCGCGUUGCCAGCCCGGCCCGGCCUGUUCCUACCACUCGCACCAAGUAUACGGUGCGCGUCGCCAGCCCGGCCCGGCCUGUUCCUGCCACUCGCACCAAGUAUACGGUGCGCGUCGCCAGCCCGGCCCGGCCUGUUCCUGCCACUCGCACCAAGCCAGGGGUGCGAGUCGUCAGCCUGGUCCAGCCUGUUCCUGCCACUCGCACCAAGCCAGGGGUGCGAGUCGUCAGCCUGGUCCAGCCCGUUCCUGCUACUCGCACCAAGCCAGGGGUGCGAGUCGUCAGCCUGGUAAGGCCCGUCGCUGCUCCACGCACCAAGCCAGGGGUGCGAGUCGUCAGUCCGGUGAGGCCCGUUCCGGCUCCACGCACCAAGCCAGGGGUGCGCAUCGUCAGCCCGGUCCGGCCCGUUGCUGCUCCAUGCACCAAGCCAGGGGUGCGAGUCGUCAGUCCGGUGAGGCCCGUUCCGGCUCCACGCACCAAGCCAGGGGUGCGUAUCGUCAGCCCGGUCCGGCCCGUUGCUGCUCCACGCACCAAGCCAGGGGUGCGCAUCGUCAGCCAGGUCCGGUCCUUUCCUGCCUCACGCACCAAGCCAGGGAGGCGCGUCGUCUGUCCGGCACAACCCGUGCCUGGGUCACCGGUGCCUAACCAGGUACCGGUCAACGGCUCCACUAAGGAGUUGAAGCUAACCGCUCCUGCUACGUCCAGUCCAGCUCCAGCCAGCGGGGCCAGACCGGACCAGGGGCGCUAUGGGGGGUUUGUUGGAGGGUGGUGGGCAAGCCCGGAGCCAGAACCGCCGCCGAGGAGGAAUGCCCACCCAGCCCUCCCCUGUUUUGCUCGUAUUGAGGCGCGGUCGCAGUCCGCGCCUUUAGGGGGGGGUACUGUCACACCCUGGCUCUGGGACUCUAUUUGUUGAGCCAGGGUGUGUUCAUUCUAUGUGUUUAUUUUCUAUGUUGGGGGUUCUAGUUUGUUGUUUUCUAUGUUUGCCUGAGUGACUCCCAAUCAGAGGCAACGAGUGUCAGCUGUUGGCUGGUUGUCUCUGAUUGGGAGCCAUAUUUAAACUGUCUGUUUUUCCCUUUGUGUUUGUGGGUUUUUGUUCCGUGUUGGUCAUUGUUACCAAGGACGUUACGAGUCGUUUGUUGUUUUGUUUCGUGCUUUAAUUUAAUAAAGUAAACAUGUUCGUUCAUCACGCUGCGCAUUGGUCUACUUCUCUCCCUGACGAUCGUGACAUGGUGUUCAUUUUUGUUCAAUGGAAUGCUAGGAGUUUGAUAGCCAAUGGACAAGAAUUGAAAAAGUUUAUACAGUACUAUGAAAAAGUAUUUGCCCCCUUUCUAAUUUUCUUUACUUUUGCAUAUUUGUGAUACUGAAUGUUAUCAGAUCUUCAACCAAAACCUAAUAUUAGAUCAAGGGAACAUAAGUGAACAAAUAACACAACAAUUACAUAUUUAUUUCAUUUAUUUCAUAAACAAAGUUAUGCAACACUCAAUUCCCCUGUGUGAAAAAGUAAUUGCCCCCUUACACUCAAUAACUGGUUGUGCCACCUUUAGCUGCAAUGACUUCAACCAAAUGCUUCCUGUAGUUGUUGAUCAGUCUCUCACGUCGCUGUGGAGGAAUUUUGGCCCACUCUUCCAUGCAGAACUGUUUUAACUCAGUGACGUGUGGGUUUUCAAGCAUGAAAUGCUCGUUUCAAGUCCUGCCACAACAUCUCAAUUGGGAUUAGGUCUGGACUUUGACUAGGCCAUUCCAAAACUUCAAAUGUGUUGCUUUUUAGGAAUUUUCAUGUAGACUUGAUUGUGUGUUUUGGAUCAUUGUCUUGCUGCAUGACCCAGCUGCGCUUCAGCUUCAGCUCACAGAUGGAUGGUCUGACAUUCUCCUGUAGAAUUCUCUGAUACAGAGCAGAAUUCAUGGUUCCUUCUAUUAAGGCAAGUCGUCCAGGUCCUGAGGCAGCAAAGCAUCCCCAAACCAUCACACCACCACCACCAUGCUUGACCUUUGGUAUGAUGUUCUUACUGUGGAAUGCAGUGUUUGGUUUUCGCCAGGCAUAAUGGGACCCAUCUCGUUCAAAAAGUUGACUCAAGUUUGCCAAAAAGCACCUGGAUGAUCAUCAAGACUCUUGGAAGAACGUUCUAUGGACAGAUGAUUCAAAAGUAUAACUUUUUGGACGACAUGGUUCCAGUAAUGCCUGGCAAAAACCAAACUCUGCAUUCCACAGUAAGAACAUCAUACCAAAAGUCAAGCAUGGUGGUGGUGGUGUGAUGGUUUGGGGAUGCACAAAAACAUCCUGUGGCAUACUGCAUUAGCAUCGAACAGCCCCCGCGAUAUGCAACUUUUCAGGGAAGUUAGGAACCAAUAUACACAAGCAGUUAGGAAAGCAAAGGCUAGCUUUUUCAAUCAGAAAUUUGCAUCCUGUAGCACUAACGCCAAAAAGUUUUGGGACACUGUAAAGUCCAUGGAGAAUAAGAGCACCUCCUCCCAGCUACCCACUGCACUGAGGCUAGGAAACACUGUCACCACCAAUAAAUCUACGAUAAUCGAGAAUUUCAAUAAGCAUUUUGCUAUGGCUUGGCCAUGCUUUCCACCUGGCUACCCCUACCCCGGCCACCAGCUCUGCACCCUCCACUGCAACUUGCUUCUCCUUCAACCAAAUUCAUAUAGCUGAUGUCCUGAAAGAGCUGCUAAAUCUGGACUUCUACAAAUCAGCUGGGCUAGACAAUCCGGACCCUUUCUUUCUAAAAUUAGUCGCCGAAAUUGUCGCAACUCCUAUUACUAGCCUAUUCAACCUCUCUUUCGUAACGUCUGAGAUCCCCAGAGAUUGGAAAGCUGCCGCGGUCAUCCCCCUCUUCAAAGGGAGAGACUCUCUAGAUCCAAACAGUUACAGACCUAUAUCCAUCCUGCCCUGCCUUUCGAACGUUUUUGAAAGCCAAGUUAACAAACAGAUCACCGACCCUUUCGAAUCCCACCGUACCUUCUCCGCUAUGCAAUCUGGUUUCCGAGCUGGUCAUGGGUGCACCUCAGCCACGCUCAAGGUACUAAACGAUAUAAUAAUCACGAUCGAUAAAAGACGGUGCUGUGCAGCCGUCUUCAUCGACCUGGCCAAGGCUUUUGACUCUGUCAAUCACCGCAUUCUUAUUGGCAGACUAAAUAGCCUUGGUUUCUCAAAUGACUGCCUCGCCUGGUUCACCAACUACUUCUCAGAUAGAGUUCAAUGUGUCAAAAAAAAAAUAGCUUCCAACACUCUACUCAGCAUAUUUGAUGUAGUCUAUCUGUCACGGAUUCUGCCGAGGCUGCUCCUCCUCCUUGUUCGGGCAGGCUUCGGCGUUCGUCGUCCCCGGAGUACUAGCUGCCACCGUUGAAUGUUUCUAUGUUUGAUUGCUUUUGUCUGUCUAUUGCACCUGUGUUCUAUAAGUUGCCUGUUUUGUAUUGGUUAGGUUGUGUGUUGUUUUUCGCGUGUCAGUUAGUGCUGCGUGUUUGCUCUGUUUGUUGUUUUGGAGUUUACGCACAGUUUGCGUAAUUGCUCGCCUCUGUGAGUUUUUGAGGCCGUUUAUUGUAUUUUGCCUAGUGGUUAACUAGUAAACUUUUUGGACUAAGCUUCGGUGUCCUGCGCCUGACUUCCACACCACACUUACAUCAGCCCAUUUGACAGAACAACACACCAUUAUGGAGUCAGCAGGAGCAGCGGCGGCACCCAAGUCGCUGGAGGAUCGGAUCAGCGACCAAGACACCAUGAUCCGGCAACUUGGGGCCGCCAUGAACGAGGUGUCCAACACUCUACGCCAGUUGGAUACGGGAGGGGUGCCCACGCCUUCGCACACCUUACCAUCACCAUCGGCCAGUCCUCCUCUCCCAGCACCGGAACCCAGUGGCAUUCGGCUCUCGCUCCCAAGGGCAUAUGAUGGUUCUGCAGCCGGGUGUCAGGGGUUCCUCCUGCAGGUGGAACUAUACCUGGCCACCAUACACCCGGUGCCCUCGGGAUACGAGAGCGUCUCCGCCCUCAUCUCCUGUCUAUCUGGCAAGGCGUUGGAGUGGGCCAACGCCGAAUGGAGGGGAAUAGACGCCGCUACCAUCACCUACGCGGAGUUCUCCCGCCGCUUCAGGGCUGUGUUCGAUCAUCCACCUGAGGGGAAGGCGGCGGGGGAGCGUCUGUUCCACCUCCGACAGGGGAAGAGGAGUGCACAGGAGUUCGCCCUGGAGUUCCGGACUCUAGCGGCGGAUGCGGGGUGGAAUGAGAGGGCCCUCAUCGACCAUUACCGGUGUAGCCUACGAGAGGACGUUCGUCGUGAGCUGGCCUGCAGGGACACCAACCUAUCCUUCGACCAGUUGGUGGACAUUUCCAUCCGUCUCGACACCCUGCUGGCUACCCGCGGACGUCCCGAGUGGGGGUCGUCCAUUCCACCCUCCAGCACCUCCGAGCCGAUUCCCAUGGAGCUCAGGGGUCCUGGCGCUAGGGAGAGGAGGAGAGAGAACCCGAGGGGGGCCGUCCCCUGCACCAACUGUGGCCGUGGAGGACACACUGCGGCUAGGUGCUGGGGAGGGUCUCCUGGGAGAGAGGACAACAGGUCACGCACCGGGGAGUCAUUUCAGGUGAGUAGGCGCCCCACUUACCCAGAGCUCUCUGUUGGUCACAUGAGUAUACCUGUGAGAUUUCCACAGGUGGCACCUCAUUCCCAGCAUAAGGCGCUAGUAGAUUCAAGCGCAGCUGGGAAUUUUGUUGAUCGUGAAUUUGGUUAUAGGCUAGGAAUUCCCCUUCGGCCGGUAGAAGCCCCUUUUCCUGUUCAUGCCCUAGACAGCCGGCCGCUGGGGUCGGGGUUGAUCAGGGAAGUCACAGCACCACUUAAGAUGACGACGCAGGGGGGUCAUGAGGAGAUCAUUCAGUUUUAUCUGAUCGACUCUCCUGCGUAUCCCGUGGUGCUGGGGCUUCCCUGGUUAAGCGCCCAUGAUCCUACCAUUGCGUGGCAACAGAGGGCUCUUAUGGAGUGGUCUGCCCAGUGUGUAGGGAAAUGUCUAGGUGUUUCCUUAGGGGCGACCUCGGUGGAGAGUCCGAACCAAGUGCCCGCAAUGCGCAUUCCCCCUGAAUAUGAGGAUUUAGCACUUGUGUUCAGCAAAACCAGGGCAACACGGCUACCACCUCAUAGACAGGGGGAUUGUGCGAUAGAUCUCCAAACAGGAGCGGCACUUCCGCGGAGCCGUGUGUAUCCCCUGUCUCAAUUAGAGACAGCGGCUAUGGAGACUUACAUAGCCGAGUCCUUGGUACAGGGAUACAUCCGGUCCUCCACUUCCCCGGUGUCCUCGAGUUUCUUCUUUGUGAAGAAGAAGGACGGGGGUUUGCGCCCAUGUAUUGAUUACCGUAGUCUCAAUCAGAUCACGGUUAAGUACAGUUACCCUCUUCCUCUGAUUGCGACUAUGACGGAGUCAUUACGCGGAGCGCGGUUCUUCACAAAGUUGGAUCUCAGGAGCGCGUACAAUCUGGUGCACAUUAGAGAGGGGGAUGAAUGGAAAACAGCAUUUAGCACCACCUCGGGUCAUUACGAGUAUCUCGUCAUGCCAUACGGGUUAAUGAAUGCUCCUUCAGUCUUCCAAUCAUUUGUUGACGAGAUUUUCCGGGACAUGCAUGGGCAGGGUGUGGUAGUAUACAUUGACGACAUCCUAGUGUACUCUUUUACCCGAGCCGAGCAUGUAGCCCUGGUGCGCCGAGUAUUGAGGAGGCUGUUGGAGCAUGACUUGUAUGUUAAGGCAGAGAAAUGCCUGUUUUUCCAGGAGUCCAUCUCCUUUUUGGGUUAUCGAUUGUCCGCGUCUGGUGUGAAGAUAGAGGUUGACCGUGUGUCGGCCGUGCGUAAUUGGCAAACUCCAACCACUGUAAAAGAGGUGCAGCAGUUUUUGGGUUUUGCUAAUUACUACCGGAGGUUUAUCCGGGGCUUUGGACAGGUGGCAGCUCCCAUUACGUCCCUGCUAAAGGGGGGUCCGGUGCGUUUGCAGUGGUCAGCUGAAGCGGACAGGGCAUUUGUUAGACUGAAGAACCUGUUCACUUCGGCUCCGGUGCUGGCGCAUCCGGACCCCGCUUUACCAUUUCAAGUUGAGGUAGACGCAUCCGAGGCCGGUAUUGGGGCAAUCCUGUUGCUACGGUCCGGCACGCCACCCAAGCUCCGCCCCUGUGCGUUCUACUCUAAGAAGCUCAGCUCGACGGAGCGUAAUUAUGACGUAGGGGACAGGGAGCUGUUGGCUGUAGUCCAGGCCCUAAAGGUGUGGAGGCAUUGGCUUGAGGGGGCUCAACACCCUUUCCUCAUUCUGACUGACCACCGUAACCUGGAGUACAUCCGGGCAGCUAGGAGAUUGAACCCUCGUCAGGCUAGGUGGAACAUGUUCCUGACCCAGUUUGUUUUUAAGAUCACAUACAUCCCAGGGUCCCAGAACGGUAAGGCAGACGCCCUGUCCCGGCGGUAUGACACAGAGGAGAGGUCUAUUGAGCCUACUCCCAUACUGCCGGAGUCUUGUCUGGUGGCUCCGGUGGUGUGGGAGGUCGAUGCGGAGAUCGAGCGGGCACUGCGUACCGACCCUACUCCCCCCGAGUGUCCUGUGGGGCGGACGUACGUUCCGCUCGAGGUUCGUGACCGCCUUAUUUAUUGGGCUCAUACAUCACCCUCCUCUGGACAUCCAGGUAUUGGCCAGACAGUGCACUGCCUUAGCGUGAAAUACUGGUGGCCAACGUUAGCUAGGGAUGUGAGGGUUUAUGUCUCCUCCUGCUCGGUGUGCGCCCAGUGUAAGGCGCCUAGACAUUUGCCCAGGGGAAAGUUACAUCCCCUGCCCGUUCCACAACGACCAUGGUCCCACCUCUCGGUGGAUUUUGUGACCGACCUUCCCCCCUCCCAGGGGAAUACCACCAUUUUGGUCGUUGUGGACCGGUUUUCCAAGGCCUGUCGUCUCCUCCCAAUGCCGGGUCUCCCUACUGCCCUACAGACCGCUGAGGCCCUAUUUACCCACGUGUUCCGGCACUAUGGGGUCCCCGAGGAUAUUGUGUCUGACCGAGGUCCCCAGUUCACCUCCAGAGUCUGGGGGGCGUUCAUGGAACGCUUGGGGGUCUCGGUGAGCCUUACCUCAGGGUACCACCCAGAGAGCAAUGGGCAGGUUGAACGAGUCAACCAGGAUGUGGGUAGGUUUCUGAGGUCCUAUUGCCAGGGCCGGCCGGAGGAGUGGUCUAGGUAUAUCCCCUGGGCAGAGAUGGCCCAGAACUCUCUCCGCCACUCCUCCACCAAUUUAACACCUUUCCAGUGUGUUUUACGGUAUCAGCCGGUCCUGGCACCAUGGCACGAGAGCCAGAUCGAGGCCCCUGCGGUGGAUGAGUGGAUUCGGCGCUCGGAGGAGACGUGGGAAGCUGCACAUGUCCAUCUGCAGCGGGCCAUCUGUCGACAGAAGGUGAGCGCCGAUCGCCACCGCAGUGAGGGACCGGUAUACGCACCGGGAGAUCGAGUCUGGCUCUCGACUCGAAACCUGCCCCUCCGCCUGCCCUGCCGGAAGCUGGGUCGGCGGUUUGUGGGGCCCUUUAAAGUCCUGAGAAGAUUGAACGAGGUGUGUUACAGGUUACAACUGCCUAUUGAUUACAAGAAUAUUAACCCCUCGUUCCAUGUGUCUCUUCUCAGGCCGGUGGUAGCUGGCCCACUCCAAGAAGAUGAGAUAGGAGAGACCCCUCCGCCCCCAUUGGACAUCGAGGGGGCCCCGGCGUACAGGUUCCGGACCAUCUUGGACUCGAGGCGCCGGAUGAGUGGUCUCCAGUAUCUCGUGGAGUGGGAGGGGUACGGUCCGGAGGAACGGUGCUGGGUGCCUAGGAGGGACAUCCUAGAUCCAUCCCUCCCGACUGAGUUCCACCGUGGGCAUCCCACGCGCCCGGGUCCGCGUCCUCCUGGCCGUCCCCGAGGCCGGGGUCGGCGCACGGCUGGAGCCGCGCGUCAAGGGGUGGGUACUGUCACGGAUUCUGCCGAGGCUGCUCCUCCUCCUUGUUCGGGCAGGCUUCGGCGUUCGUCGUCCCUGGAGUACUAGCUGCCACCGUUGAAUGUUUCUAUGUUUGAUUGCUUUUGUCUGUCUAUUGCACCUGUGUCCGUUUGUGUCUGAUUAUGUGUUCUAUAAGUUGCCUGUUUUGUAUUGGUUAGGUUGUGUGUUGUUUUUCGCGUGUCAGUUAGUGCUGUGUGUUUGCUCUGUUUGUUGUUUUGGAGUUUACGCACAGUUUGUGUAAUCGCUCGCCUCUGUGAGUUUUUGAGGCCGUUUAUUGUAUUUUGCCUAGUGGUUAACUAGUAAACUUUGUUGGACUAAGCUUUGGUGUCCUGCGCCUGACUUCCACACCACACUUACAUCAGCCCAUUUGACACUAUCACAGUGCCAUCCGUUUUGUCACCAAAUCCCCAUAUACUACCCACCAUUGUGACCUGUACGCUCUCGUUGGCUGGUCCUCACUACAUAUUCGUCACCAAACCCACUGGCUCCAGGUCAUCUAUAAAUCACUUCUAGGCAAAUCCCCGCCUUAUCUUAGCUCAUUGGUCACCAUAGCAACACCCACCCGUAGAAUGCGUUCCAGCAGGUAUAUCUCACUGGUCAUCCCCAAAGUCAACACCUCCUUUGGCCGCCAUUCCUUCCAGUUCUCUGCUGCAAAUGACUGGAACAAACUGCAAAAAUCUCUGAAGCUGGAGACACUUAUCUCUCUCACUAUCUUUAAGCAUCAGUUGUCAAAGCAGCUUACCGAUCACUGCACCUGUACACAGCCCAUCUGUAAUUAGCCCACCCAACUACCUCAUCCCCAUAUUGUUAUUUACAUUGUUAUUUAUUUUUCUCAUUUGCACUCCAGUAUCUCUAUUUGCACAUCAUCUACUGCACAUCUAUCACUCCAGUGUUAAUACUAAAUUGUAAUGAUUUUGCACUAUGGCCUAUUUAUUGCCUUACCUCCAUAACUUACUACAUUUGCACACACUGUAUAUAGAUUUUCUAUUGUGUUAUUGACUGUACGUUUUGUUUAUUCCAUAUGUAACUCUGUGUUGUUGUUGUUUUUAUCGCACUGAUUUGCUUUAUCUUGGCCAGGUCGCAGUUGUAAAUGAGAACUUGUUCUCAACUGGCCUACCUGGUUAAAUAAACUGGCCUACCUGGUUUUUUUUUGGUUUUUUUAAAGGGUGUGUUAAGUGGUGGUGUCCCAUCCCUUGGCUGUUGGCCUGAAGUAGGAAUAAAUAGAUUUAAAUAGUGGAGUAUGGUAUUUAUUAUUUUAUAUAUAUAUAUAUAUAUAUAUAUAUAUAUAUAUAUAUAUAUAUAUAUAUUGUGUGAGUGUAGUAUUAGAUGGUAGGGUAUUUGUUGUAUUUUGUAUUUUUUUAAGCAAAUUAUAAGCGAGUUAUACUCCAGUCUAGUAGGUGGCGGUAAUGCAACAUUUAUUGGUUGCCAACCGCUGUUAAACCUCAUCGAAGAAAAAGAGGAAGAUGUAGCGGAUCGAGUACAGGGAGAGAUAAAGACAGGUUGUUAGACAACACGAUGGCUUUGCGGCACGGUCUGGACUCGCAGAUAGUAAUAGUUGGCUGUGGAAUAUCUGGUAUUGGAGCAGCUUUGAAGUUAACCAAACAUGGUUUCCGCAAUGUGAGGAUCCUGGAAGCGACGGGACGUAGUGGAGGAAGGAUAAAGACAGGCAGAAUGGGUGAGUGGAGAGGGAACAUUUGAGUUCACAUGAGGAGAGAAGGGGUGCGUUCGAUCGGAUCACUUAAUUUUGUCAAGUCUAUGGUCACCGCUUUUCAAAGUGUUGCAUUAUGGGGAUAAAAUCGUCCGACUUGCACCUAUAUGUCGACUGCAUGAGUUUUACUAAAAUCAUGUGAUCAAAGGUCAUUCAGUUUUGACUGCAGUUGCACUUCACCAACUCCAUCCUGCAGCCAUCAUGGUGAUGGGCCGAAAAACGUGAAACUUGUAUUUAUUUAUUCGACAGUAAAACAUUAUUUUGAUGCCUAUAACAUUUGUUGGCACCUUCAAUUCGUGCACAUUUUCUCAUAAAAAGUAUACUUCAACAUUGUCUGCUCAGGCAAAACUGCUAAAGUUGAACUCUGGACACCUCGUGAUGAAGACAGCCAAUGGCCUACUUCUAACUACGUACGAGUCGUAAACACAGCCUCUUGUGAAAACGUAAGCUGCUGUCUGAUAAAUAGGAACAGCUAUAGCAAUAGAUAAAUAUCUGUACGAAUUGUUUUGAUCAUAUGAAGAAGUACCAUCGUUGACCAUUUAGCCAAUUUAUAUUUAUACUGUAAUAUUACAGUUUGACUAGCCUAGCCAGCUACUAUAAACGUCAAUUUGUGUUUCAUUAGCCAUAUCUCUGUCAGUGAAUUACAUUUUUUAAAUUUUUUUAUGUUUUGGCAUGAUAGUCUCAUUUCAAGUAACUAGCUGCAAGCUUAACGAAACAUUCAAUAAUAUACUUUGCAUAGAAACCCAAAUAAAAGCAUGUAGAUAGAAAGGUGUGUGAUCAUGUACGCUAGAAUGGAGCUUUAAAAACGACAGCUGCAUAUGCAUAUUUGCCAAAACAUAUUUAAGCAAAAAGGCCCAAGGGGGUGUGGUAUAUGGCCAAUAUACCACUGCUAAGGGCUGUUCUUAUGCACAGAGUGCCUGUAUACAGCCCUUAGCUGUGGUAAAUUGGCCAUAUACCACAAACCCCUGAGGAACCUUAUUGCUAUAAUAAACUGGUUACCAACGUAAUUCGAGCAGUAAAAAUUUAUGUUUUGUCAUAUGGUCUGAUAUACCAUGGCUGUCAGCAUUCAGGGAUAUGGCACACAGGGCCUUCAGAAAGUAUUCACACUCCUUGACUUCUUCAAAAUUCUGUUGUUACAGCCUGAAUUUGAAAUUGAUUACAUUUAGAUUUUGUCACUGGCUUACACACAAAAGCCCAUAAUGUCAAAGUGGAAUUGUUUUUAGACAUUUUUACAAAUUUAAUAAAAAGUUGAAAUGUCUUGAGUCGAUUAGCUUUCAACCCCUUUUGUUAUGGCAAGCCUAAAUGUCAGGAGUAAACAUUUGCUUAACAAGUCACAAGUUGCAUGGACUCACUCUGUGCGGCAAUAAUAGUUUUAACAUGAUUUUUUAAUGACUACCUCAUCUCUGUACCUCACACAUACAAUUAUCUGUAAGGUCCCUCAGUCGAGCACUGAAUUUCAAAUGAAGAUUUAACCACAAAGACCAGGGAGGUUUUCCAAUGCCUCGCAAAGAAGGGCACCUAUUGGUAGAUUGGUAAAAAAUUAAAAGCAGACAUUGAAUAUCCCUUUGAGCAUGGUGAAGUUAUUAAUUACACUUUGGAUGGUGUAUCAAUACACCCAGGUGUCCUUCCUAACUCAGUUGCCGGAGAGGAAGGAAAUGGUUCAGGGAUUUCACCACAAGGCCAAUGGUGACUUUAAAACAGUAACAGAGUUGAAAGGCUGUGAUAGGAGAAAACUGAGGAUGCAUCAACAACAUUUUAUUACUCCACAAUACUAACCUAAUUGACAGUGAAAAGAAGGAAGCCUGUACAGAAGAAAAAAAAAUUCUAAAAUAUGCACCUGUUUGAUAUAAGGCACUAAAGUAAAACUGCAAAAAAUGUGGCAAAGAAAUUAACUUUAUGUCCUGACUACAAAGCCUUAUGUUUGGGACAAAUCCAACACAUCACUGAGGACCACUCUUCAUAUUUUCAAGCAUGGUGGUGGCUGCAUCAUGUUAUGGGUAUGCUUGUCAUCGCCAAAGACCAGGGUGUUUUUUAGGAUAAAAAGUAACGGAAUAGAGCUAAGUACAGGCAAAAUCCUAGAGGGAAACUAAAGAAACAGUUGUACAGUCUGUGCAAUAAGAUAACCAGAGUUUGAUUUCUAAACCAGAUGAGUUUUCAAAUAGCAGCUUACCAAUUCCAUGGUGGGCAUGCAUAAUGUUGGAUGCAUUGGAAUAUAAGGUAUGGAGAAUGAUGAAUAGCCUGUAGGAUUAUAGAAAAAGCAGUUCAGUGAUUAAAUGUUCAGUGAAUAUGAGUAUAUUUAGGUGGUUUAAAUGAUUAACAUUCCUACUAACCUCCUAAGUUGACUGUGCCAAUAUAUUUCCAUCCCAUUAAUUAUUCUACAAACUAUGACUGAGUGUGAGGCAUGUUUUUCAUAAUGUACACUACCGGUCAAAAGUUUUAGAACACCUACUCAUUCAAGGGUUUUACUUUAUUUUUUUAACGAUUUUCUACUGUAUAGAAUAAUAGUGAAGACAUCAACACUAUGAAAUAACACAUAUGGAAUCAUGUAGUAACCAAAAAGUGUUAAAUUAAUCUAAAAAUAUUUUAUAUUUGAGAUUCUUCAAAUAGCCACCCUUUGCCUUGAUGACAGCUUUGCACACUCUUGGCAUUCUCUCAACCAGCUUCACCUGGAAUGCUUUUCCAACAGUCUUGAAGGAGUUCCCACAUAUGCUGAGCACUUGUUGGCUGCUUUUCCUUCACUGCUUUUCCUUUGCUGUCCAAAUCAUCCCAAACCAUCUCAAUUUGGUUGAGGUCGGGUGAUUGUGGAGGCCAGGUCAUCUGAUGUAGCACUCCAUCACUCUCCUUCUUGGUAAAAUAGCCCUUAGACAGCCUGGAGGUGUGUUGGGUCAUUGUCCUGUUGAAAAACAAAUGAUAGUCCCACUAAGCCCAAACCAGAUGGGAUGGCGUAUCGCUGCAGAAUGCUGUGGUAGCCAUGCUAGUUAAGUGUGCCUUGAAUUCUAAAUAAAUCACAGACAGUGUCACUAGCAAAGCACCCCCACACCAUAACACCUCUUCCUCCAUGCUUUACGGUGGGAAAUACACAUGCGGAGAUAAUCCGUUCACCCACACCGUGUCUCACAAAUACACGGCGGUUGGAACCAAAAAUCUCCAAUUUGGACUCUAGACCAAAGGACACAUUUUCACUGGUCUAAUGUCCAUUCCUCGUGUUUCUUGGCCCAAGCAAGUCUCUUCUUAUUAUUGGUGUCCUUUAGUAGUGGUUUCUUUGCAGCAAUUCGACCAUGAAGACCUGAUUCACACAGUCUCCUCUGAACAGAUGAUGUUGAGAUGUGUCUGUUACUUGAACUCUGUGAAGCAUUUAUUUGGGCUGCAAUUUCUGAGGCUGGUAACUGUAAUGAACUUAUCCUCUGCAGCAGAGGUAACUCUGGGUCUUCCAUUCCUGUGGCGGUCCUUAAUAUAUAUUGAUUGGUUUAACACUUAUUUUGGUUACUACAUGAUUCCAUAUGUGUUAUUUCAUAGUUUUAAUGUCUUCACUAUUAUUCUACAAUGUAUAAAAUAGUAAAAAUAAAGAAAAACCCUUGAAUGAGAAGGUGUUCUAAGUUACCGUGAGUGUGAUCACACAGUCGUCCGGGAUAGCUGGUGCUCUCAUGCAUGCUUCAGUGUUGCUUGCCUCGAAGCACGCAUAGAAGUAAUUUAGCUCGUCUGGUAGGCUCACGGCUGAGUUUCCCUUUGUAGUCCGUAAUAAUUUGCAAGCCCUGCCACAUCCGACGAGCGUCAGAGCCGGUGUAGUAUGAUUCAAUCUUAGUCCUGUAUUUACGCUUUGCCUGUUUGAUGGUUCGUCUGAGGGCAUAGCGGGAUUUCUUAUAAGCGACCGGGUUAGGGUAAAACGGAUUUCAGUUUCCCUGCAUUAAAGUCCCCGACCACUAGGAGCGCCGCCUCUGGAUGAGCAUUUUUUUGUUUGCUUAUGGCUUUAUACAGCUCGUUGAGAGCGGUCUUAGUGCCAGCAUCGGUUUGUGGUGGUAAAUAGACUACUACGAAAAAUAUAGGUGAAAACUCUCUUGGUAAAUUGUGGUCUACAGCUUAUCAUGAGAUACUCUACCUCAGGUGAGCAAAACCUAGAGACUUCCUUAAUAUUUGAUUUUGCGCACCAGCUGUUAUUGACAAAAAGACACAGACCACCACCCCUUGUCUUAAUGGAGACAGCUGUUCUGUCUUGCCGAUGCACACCAUACAACCAACUGUAUAUUAUCCAUGUCGUCGUUCAGCCACGACUUGGUGAAACAUAAGAUAUUACAGUUUUUAAUGUCCCAAACGCCAUGCUCUACCAACUGAGCUACAUCCCUGCCGGCCAUUCCCUCCCCUACCCUGGACGACGCUGGGCCAAUUGUGCGCCGCCCCAUGGGUCUCCCUGUCGCGGCCGGCUACGACAGAGCCUGGAUUCGAACCAGGAUCUCUAGUGGCACAGCUAGCACUGCGAUGCAGUGCCUUAGACCACUGCGCCACUCGGGAGUGGUAGGAUAGUCUUGAACGGAUGGUAGAGGCGGGUUACCCACUUGCCGACAAAUUCUCACAAGGCACCCGGACCUGCAUCCCCUGUAUCUGCGUCUUCUCUUCACGCGAAUGACGGGGAUUUGGGCCUGGUCGGGUAUCUGGAGUAAAUCCUUCACGUCCGACUCGUUAAAGAAAAAAUCCAGUUCGAGGUGAGUAAUCACUGUGCUGAUAUCCAGAAGCUAUUUUCGGUCAUAAGAGACGGUGGCAGAAACAUUAUGUACAAAAUAAGUUACAAAUAACGCAAAAACCCCCACAAAAUAGCACAAUUGGUUAGGAGCCCGUAAAACGGCGGACAUCUCCUCCGGCGCCAUUGUUGGAACAAUAGUAGGAUGGUUCUCCUCACAGGUGAGUGAAUCAGCCCAUGCUUGGUGAAUAGCACUUGGUUGAUCUCUGGGAGCAGGACACAGAAGAGCUGAAUAGACCAUGUGAGAGAUAAGAAUCAAUCAAAUAAAUCAUCACAGCAAAGAACAUGUAGUUUGUAAGCUAGAAAAUGAACAUCCUGACAGUCUGAAGGCUCUAUUUUAACAAACCUAACGCAAUGGUAAAUCUAAGCGCAAGCGGUAGUGCGAUAGGUUUAGGGGUGUGUCAAAAAUAUUUGUGCUAUAUUCACUAUCACAGUUAUCAGCACACUUGCUGCUGUUGUGGAUGUGUCGAGGCUUGACCACUCACUGGCCAAUCAGAACGUACUCCAUGGCGAAAUAUGUGGUUGCUUCAAGUUGUUUAUUUAGUCUUUCAUGUAUUGCCUUGGAAUCAACUCCAAUUCCAAUGUUAGUCCGUUAUAGUUUGUUAAAUGACUUACAGAAACAAAAUAACAAAAUGUAAACCUAUCUUUGCUAAAUAUGUCAACUUGAACACAUUUGCAAUCACAUUGUUCUAAGUAAUUGCAUGGCUUCAAUAGCAUUCACACUGAUAUAGAGGCUAGGCCUACUGUAAAUUGCAUUAUGGCUGAGCAUGGACAUGCCAAACGUUGUCAAUAAGCAAGAUUAAAUUCAUUAUUGAUAAGGCCUAAAAAGAGAACGAAUAAUAAAAUUCAAAUUCUAAAUAGGCUAUGUCACAUUUACAGGCACCGUAAUUUCUCCCCGUGGGCAUAUAAUAUUAAAACAAUGCAGACUAUGGAUGGUUUUACACACAUCCAAACUUUUCACAGUAGCUGGACAAAGAUCCAAUAUAUACUGAAGAAAAAUAUAAACGUAGCAUGCAACAAUUUCAAAGAUUUUACAGUUACAGUUUAUAUAAGGAAAUCAAUCAAUUGAAAUAAAUAAAUUAGGCCCUAAUCUAUGGAUUCCACAUGACUGUGCAAGGGCAUGGGGCCACCCACUGGGGAGCCAGGCCCAGCCAUCAGAAUGAGUUUUUCCCCACAAAAGGGCUUUAUUACAGACAGAAAUACUCAUUACUACUUAUUGCUGUGUAAUUGUGUAACCUACUCAUAUGCUGUAUGUUGCUAAACUUGUUUGAAUUUUUUUCUCUCCCUCUCUCUCUCUCUCUCUCUCUCCCUUCCCACUCUCUCCUCUAGGUAAUAACAUCAUAGAGAUUGGUGCUAACUGGAUCCAUGGUCCGUCGGAGGCUAACCCAGUGUUCUGUCUGUCCAGACAGUACAGCCUGCUGGACCCAGAGAGCCUGACUCAGGAGAACCAGGACCUGGAUAUAGGAGGUCACCCACCAUGGGUACCAAACUGGUUCUCCAGCUCUGGUAAAAACAGUUAGGCCAGACAGAGAUUGAUUUAAAUGGAUGAAAAUGUCAUAUUACGUCACCCCGUCCGCUUCUGUCCGUCAAAAGUGAAAAUGAGUUGAACUGACAAUGAGUUGAACUGACUUGAGUUUGUUCGACAGACAAAGUUGGCCGAGUUGCGUACAAGCAACAGACCAAAGUGUGGAUCCGUUCUCUUUUGUCGGUCAAUGUAUGAACCCCAUAGAAAAAACGUUGUCUCAUACAAAGUCUUACUUAGUUAGUCAGUAGUUCGUUAACAUUGUGUUGUGUUUCUACCAGGUCGUAAGCUGACUCCAGAGCUGAUGGGUCCUGCUGUAGAGCUGUUUGCUGAGCUGUUGGAGGAGGGAGGAGAGUUCAGUGAACAGGGAGGAGAACCAUAUAGCAGUGUGGGGGAGUUCAUACGGGCAGAGGUACGUCACACAUGCGCACACACACAUACACACCCCGUAUACCUAUAUCUCUCUGUCUGCCUGUUAAACGUGUGUGUGUGUGUGUAGGUGCGUCAGCGUGCAGCAGAGCGGUGGCAGGGUGACAGUCCGUCCUGUCAGUCUGUCCGUCUGUCUCUGAUCAGUACUCUGCUGAAGGUGGAGUGUUGUGUGAACGGAACACACACUCUGGACACGCUGGGCCUGGGAGCCUUUGGACUGUACAAGACCCUGCCUGGAUUGGACUGCACCUUCCCCCGGUCAGUUUGUGUGUGCUCACAGGGAUGGGGGAAGUAGGGGUGCGGCUGGGUUAAAUGGAAUAGUAACUGAAAUCUGGACACUGACUGUAGGCCUAUAACCUCUCACAUGUAGCCUAAUAUAAUAUAAUUCCUGCAGAAUUAAUUAUUUCUUGCAGUAAAAUUAUACACCAAAUGUUAAUUUUGUCUUGGGAACAGGAGUGGAGAAAUAUGAUGUAUUUCUUUCAGCAUCUUGAGAGAAUGCAAAUGGACGGUUAGGUACUGUCUUUUUCAGUAGGCUAUUUUAACCACAUUAAAUAUGCAUCCAAGACGAACUGAAAUAUUAUCCGAAUCUUGUUGGAUCGUUUUCACAGCUUUUCAUUUCCUUAAAACCGGUCAAAUUUAACAGAAUCUUUCAGCGUUAUUGCAGUUUUCCCCCGGUCUCUAUAAACGUCAUAAAUUAAAGAGAAAACAGCUAGGUUAUUGAUACAUUUAUUCUAUUGAUUUAUGACUUUAUUCUGGUGAGCAAGGCUUUAUUAAGUAUUCAAGGGCAACAAGUAAUGACAGAAGAGAAGCUGCAUGUAUCUAAUUCUAAACAAGUUGACUAACAAAUCCUACCAAAUGUCGUAAAUUCGAAGCAUAAAAAUAUCUAAAUUAGGCUGUCAAAAAAUCCUUCCACUGUCUCUGUGUGUGUGUGCGUGCGUGCAUGCGCGUGUGUAUAGACAUCGAUUGCACUCUUCUCAGUUUAACGCUGAGGGCCAUCGCUGUGUGAGUGACUUGACUAGACUGUUGUUCUGUCUCUCUCAGAGGUUAUGAAGGGUUAAUCUACAACUUGAUGAAAGAGCUUCCUGCUGGGAUAGUCUCCUACCGUCGACCAGUCAGCUGUGUCCACUGGCAGAGGGUGGUGAGGAAAGGAGGGAGAGAGUACCCUGUAGUGGUGGAGUGUGAAGAUGGAGAGAGAAUCCCAGCGGACCACGUCAUCCUCACUGUCCCUCUCGGUAGGUCACACACACAAUGUCAAAUGACUACUGUCAUUUGUGUUCUUUUAUUACAUUUUAUGACAUCUCUUCUAAGAGUUUAGUCUCUAAACAUGAACCUUUUAUAACCAGUGACAAACAUUGUGACCUUACCUUCUCAAAGAACUGUAAGUCUGAGUUUUCUGUGCUACCAGGCUACUUAAAGAGGCACCAUGACAUGUCACUCUCCCCUCUUCUCCUCUCAUAUACUAUUUUUAUAACAACCUCAUAACUACACUGAACAAAAAUAUAAAUGCAACAAUUUCAAAGAUUUUACUGAGUUACAGUUCAUAUAAGGAAAUCCGUCCAUUGAAAUAAAUUCAUUAGGCUCUAAUCUAUGGAUUUCACAUGACUGGGAAUACAGAUAUGCAUCUGUUGGUCACAGAUACCUUAAAACAAGUAGGGGCGUGGAUCAGAAAACCAGUCAGUAUCUGGUGUGACCACCAUUUGCCUCAUGCAGUGCAUCACAUCUCCUUCGCAUAGAGUUGAUCAGGCUGUUGAUUGUGGGAUGUUGUCCCACUCCUCUUCAAUUACUGUGCGAAGUUGCUAGAUAUUGGCUGGAACACGCCCACACGUCCAUAGCUUAUGCCUGCCCAUACCAUAACCUCACCGCCACCAUGGGGCACUCUGUUCACAACGUUGACAUCAGCAAACCGGUACAGUUGAAAUCGGGAUUCAUCCGUGAAGAGCACACCUCUCCAGCGUGCCAGUGUCCAUCGAAGGUGAGCAUUUGCCCACUGAAGUCGGUUACGACGCCGAACUGCAGUCAGGUCAAGACCCUGGUGAGGACGACGAGCACGCAGAUGAGCUUCCCUGAGACGGUUUCUGACAGUUUCUCUAAAACGACGUUGGAGGCGGCUUAUGGUAGAAAAAUUAACUUAAUUCUCAGGCAACAGCUCUGGUGGACAUUCAUGCAGUCAGCAUGCCAAUUGCAUGCACCCUCAAUUUGAGACAUAUGUUGCAUUAUGUUGUGUGACAACUGCACAUUUUAGAGUGGCUUUUUAUUGUCCCCAGCACAAGGUGCACCUGUGUAAUGAUCAUUCUGUUUAAUCAGCUUCUUGAUAUGCCACACCUGUCAGGUGGAUGGAUUAUCUUGGCAAAGGAGAAAUGCUCACUAACAGGGAUGUAAACAAAUUUGUGCACAAAAUUUGAGAGAAAUUAGCUUUAUGUGGGUAUGGAACAUUUCUGGGAUCUUUUAUUUCAUCUCAUGAAACAUGGGACCAACACUUUUGUUCACUGUACAUAAAAAUGAUAUCUACUAUUAUUCUAUCAGGUUAUCUGAAGAAGCAUCAUGGUACCCUCCUCUCCCCUCCUCUACCCCUCCACAAGCUGCACUCUGUCCAGAGGAUGGGCUUUGGAACCAACAACAAGAUCUUUGUGGAGUUUGACCAACCCUGGUGGGACGACGACUGUGAGGUCAUAUACCUGGUCUGGGAAAACGAGGUAUGAAACACAUAGCAUACAGUGAAAAGAGUAGUGGGCCCAAAACGGAUCCUUGAGGAACACAAUAUAUAUCUAUCAUUACAAACACAGACAGUAACAGUAGUUGUACUGUUGCCCUCUAGUCAGACUUGGUGGACCAGGUAUCAGAUGUGGAGAGACUCUGGAUCAAGAAACUGUUUGGUUUCACUGUCCUCAAACCCACUGAGCGGUAACUAAGACAUACACACAAACAAAAAAUCUAAAAAUGUUCUAACUCAAUGUCUUGAACUCCCCACGCCUCUUGCCUCUCACACUCUUUCCCCCUCUUUACCCCUGUCUCUCCAGGUAUGGCCAUGUGUUGUGUGGCUGGAUCGCUGGUCAUGAGUCUGAGUUCAUGGAGACUCUGCCAGAACAGGAUGUCACACACUCCAUAACACACCUGAUACGCAGGUUCACAGGUAAACCCUCUAACAUCUAACCCCUCCAUCACACGCCUCAUAUGCAGGUUAACCCAUUGUACUUUCAUGUCUGUAAUCUACGGUUCAGUCAGUAGUGUGUUAAUCUUUUGUUCCCUUUUUGGCAAGCUAGCUACUACCUGCCUCCCCACGGUUGAGUUGCUUGGGUAGCGCUCUUGUUCUAGCGUUAAGUGGCUUAGUUAUUCUAAACGGACCGUGCUUCGGUCAAAGAGGCUAUCUAGCCUAGCUUGGACUAAAAAGCCUCCUAGCUAACGUCAGCUAGCAUGCUUAACUUCCUGCGAAUGAAGCUUUACUGGGAUACAUUUCUGAUUCCUGCCUGUAUCUCACUAGUCCCUAUGAGGUGUCUAGUGAUACAGGUUAUGGGCCCUGUAGGCGAUUGGUUGUUGGUAGCGGAGUCGAAGGGAACAAGCAGGGUUGGACACGACCUUGCUAUUAUAUGUAAAUGCAUUUGGAAAGUAUUCAGACCCUUUUCACUUUUUCCACAUUUUGUUAUUUUGUCUCAAGCUCUGUCAGGUUGAAUGGGGAACGUUGCUGCACAGCUAUUUUCAGGUAUCUCCAGAGAAGUUCGAUCGGGUAGCGGUCUGGGCUCUGGCUGGGCCACUCAAGGACAUUCAGAGACUUGUCCCGAAGCCACUCCUGCAUUGUCUUGGCUGUGUGCUUAAGGUCGUUGUCCUGUUGGAAGGUGAACCUUCGCCCCAGUCUGCACUCUGGAGCAGGUUUUCAUCAAGGAUCUCUCUGUACUUUGCUCCGUUCAUCUUUCCCUCGUUCCUGACUAGUCUCCUAGUCCCUGCCGCUGAAAAACAUCCCCACAACAGGAUGCUGCCACCAACAUGCUUCACCUUAGGGAUGGCGCCAGGUUUCCUCCAGACGUGACGCUUGGCCUUCAGGCCAAAGAGUUCAAUCUUGGUUUCAUCAGACCAGAGAAUCUUGUUUCUCAUGGUCUGAGAGUCCUUUAGGUGCCUUUUGGCAAACUCCAAGUGGGCUGUCAUGUGCCUUUUACUGAGGAGUGGCUUCCGUCUGGCCACUCUACCAUAAAGGGCUAAUUGGUGGAGUGCUGCAAAGAUGUUUGUCCUUCUGGAAGGUUCUCCCAUCUCCACAGAGGUACUCUGGCGCUCUGUCAGCAUGACCAUCGGGUUCUUGGUCACCUCCGUGACCAAGGCCCUUCUCCCCCGAUUGCUCAGUUUGGCCGGGCGGAGUCUUGGUGGUUCCAAACUUAUUCCAUUUAAGAAUGCUGGAGGCCAUUGUGUUCUUGGGGACCUUCAAUGCUGCAGACAUUUUUUGGUACCCUUCCCCAGAUCUGUGCCUCGACACAAUCCUGUCUCGAAGCUCUAGGGACAUUUCCUUCGACCUCAUGGCUUGGUUUUUGCUCUGACAUGCACUGUCAACUGUGGGACCUUAUAUAGACAGGUGUGUGCCUUUCCAAAUCAUGUCCAAUCAAUUUGUAGAAACAUCUCAAGGAUGAUCCAUGGAAACAGGAUGCACCUGAGCUCAAUUUCGAGUCUCAUAGCAAAGGGGUUUCUAAACCUAUUGCCCCUUUUGAACGACUGUAGUCUGUGGAUAUGAAUAUCCUCCUACGAAACCUCCUUGCUUGUGGCUUUGACCUCGGCUAAACGUGUUGGAGAUCUCCACGUGUUAUCCGUACACCCUUCCUGUACUCAGGUUUGCCCCUGGCGACUCUAAGGUGACGUUGCAUCCUAAUGCGGCCUUCGCCCCAAAGGUCAUGACUAUGUCCUACAGGUCUCUAGCUUUGAGCUAUUUCCUUUUACGCCUCCUCCAUUUGCUUCUGAGAAGCAACGGAUCCGGGCUAUCCGCUUAUGUGACCAGCUUUUUGUCUGUUUCCUAAUCUAGCUCGCGGCAGGGCGAUCUCUGAGCAGCGUCUCUCCCACUGGAUUGUGGAGGCUAUCUCCCUGGCAUAUAGCAGCAAGGGUUACCUAGUGGUGUACGCAUCCACUCCACCCAGGGGUCUGGCAGCGUCUUCGGCGUUACUUAAAGGGUUGACUGUUGGGGAUAUUUGUGCUGCGGCAAGUUGGGCAUCACCACACUUUUGUGAGGUUUGUCGCUUGGAUGUCACUGCUUCAAGUGUAGCCCAUAGCGUGCUGACAGGAGAGGGUUAAUAGGCAGCUUGCGAUACCCAGACUACCGCAUCUUGCAGGGUGGAGGUCUGGGUGGUCUGCCAUGGGCCAUUUCAUUUGGUAUCCAUUGGGGCCGGCUUGGGGCGGGAUUUACAUUUCCCCAUAGUUGUGUUGUACCUAGAGUACCAACUGAAAGGGGAUGUAACGUUAUGACUGUAACUAUUGUUCCUUUGAGGAAAAUGAGGUACAACACCAGUUCCCCUGCGCCACCCGGUUCUGGGCGCAGUGAGGAGUGGUACUGAAUUGAAGAAAAUGUAUCCGAGCCUCAGCGUUAUCACCUGUGGAAGGCAGGGCUUUCAGCGAGGGGUGAAUUUCAUUGGCCUUGUCAGGCGUGACUUUAGUUCUUCAAUAGAAGUCGUGACUGUGUGACUCCCCAUAGUUGGAUUGUACCUCGUUUCCCUCCUUCAGGGAACAGUAGUUAUAGUCAUAACGUCACAUUUGUGCGUGUGUUUGUGUGCGUGUGUGUAGGGAACCCAACCAUCACCCCACGGCGUGUCCUGAGGUCUCAGUGGUUCCAUGACCCAUGGACCUGUGGCUCCUACACGUACACCGCUACUGGAACCUCACUGCAGGAUAUACACAACCUGGCUGAACCACUACCACAACAAGGGGAACAGGUACACACAGUUCAUGUGGUUCAGUCUGUCAUCUUAUUACCCACUUUCUCGCUCAUAUAUAUUCUCUCCCUCAUCUUCUCUCUCUCUCAUAUUCUCUCUCUCUCUCAGCCUCUCCAGGUGUUGUUUGCUGGAGAAGCCACCCAUCCUUCCUUCUUCUCCACCGUCCAUGGAGCGCUGCUUACUGGCUGGAGGGAAGCUGAUAGACUCAUAUCUCACUACUCCACCCCCAGCACCUUCCAGCCAACCAGAUCAAAGCUAUAAGGAGAACAACUCACUCUUGUUGUGAAAGUGUUAUAUACUGAACAAAAAUAUAAAUGCAACAUGCAACAAUUUCUAAGAUUUUACUGAGUUACAGUUCGUAGAAGGAAAUCGGUCAAUUGAAAUGAAUAAAUUAGGCCCUAAUCUAUUGAUUUCACAUGACUGGGCAGGGGUGCAGCCACCCACUUGGGGGCCAAGCCCACCCACUGGGGAGCCAGGCCCAGCCAAUCUGAAUGAGUUUUCCCCCCCACAAAAGG